AUGAAAGAUCUUUUCUUCGGUUUUGUAACUGAAUAUGAAACACCAAAAAUAGUUACAAUACAUAGUUAUACAAUUACGACAUUACUUCGUAUUAUGCAAAUUCUUCUUUUACUCUAUUCAAUACUCUAUUUGUUUAUUCAUGAAAAAGGUUAUCAGAAACAAGAUUCAUCCAUUAUUUCAUCAGUCACACUUAAGGUGAAAGGUAUUGGUUAUAUCCAUACAAAAAACAAUGAAACAUUUAUUAUUGAUGGAACAGAUUAUAUUGUACCACCAUCAGAAAAUAAUGCUAUAUUUAUAAUGACAAAUUUCAUUCAAACUGAUCAAGUUCGAUCUAAAUGUGUUGAAAGUAUAUCAGUUCCAGAAGCAAAUUGUACACGAGAUAUUGAUUGUCAAAAUAAACCUUAUAUGCCAAAUAUCAAUGGUCGGUGGACAGGUCGUUGUUUAUUUUCAUCACCAUUAGAUAUUUCUAAUGAAACAAAUAAUAUUACAAAUCAAACGACAGGUUUAUGUGAAAUUCAAGGUUGGUGUCCUGUCGAAGAUGAUCUUCAAGAAAAAACAUCUAUUAAAGAAGUUCUUAAUUUUACAAUAUUUAUAAAAAAUUUUGUUGAAUUUCCUGCAUUUAAUAUUAAACAUAAAAAUAUGGUUGAAAAUUUAAAACAAUGUAUAUAUCAUCCAAUUAAUAAUAAAGAUUGUCCAAUAUUUCGUCUUGAUUAUAUAAUCAAUGAAUCUGAAAAAAAUGUUACUGAACGUGAAUUAAUGUUACAUUCAGGUGCUGUUAUACGUGUUAAAAUUGAUUGGGAUUGUAAUUUAGAUCGUAGUAUAAAAUUAUGUAAACCACUUUAUUCAUUUGCACGUCUUGAUACACCAUUUGCUGAAGAAACAUUUUCAGUUGGUUUUAAUUUUCGUUUUGCAUCACAUUGGAAACAUCAUAAAAGAUAUUUACGUUCAUUAACAAAAGCUUAUGGCCUUCGUUUAAUUAUUUGUGUUAGUGGUAAAGCUGGAAAAUUUGAUUUUAUUACAUUAACAUUAAAUACAGGUUCGAUAGUUGGCAUAUUUGGUUUAGCAACAUUUAUUUGUGAUAUAAUUCUUCUUAAUCUAACAAAAAAAGCCUCUAUCUAUAGAGAUUUUGUUUUCCAACGUGUUAAUAUUCAACGUACGCGUAAUAAUAGUGUUUCUCAAAGAGUUCAAGAUCAUGAUGAACCUAUGGGAUCUAUAUAUGAAAAUUUUAAUACUGAUGAACAAACAUUUUCGUCACCUAUUUGGAUAGCCGAACCUUUCGUAAGAUUUACAGAUAAAACAUGUACAAUAACAUCUUCACCUACUCUUAUUAAUUCAAAUCAACUAUUAAGAUUACAACCAAGUUUAGGUCUUACUAAUAUAAUGAAGUAA
Rotaria sp. Silwood1 is the source of this 1389-nucleotide messenger RNA. NCBI's taxonomy places the organism in Eukaryota, Metazoa, Rotifera, Eurotatoria, Philodinida, Philodinidae. The record is from the annotation of a GenBank genome assembly.